Molecule: messenger RNA, 1059 nt
Organism: Acytostelium subglobosum LB1
Lineage: Eukaryota; Evosea; Eumycetozoa; Acytosteliales; Acytosteliaceae
Exons: 3
Coding region: 1-1059 (352 amino acids)
Biological process (GO): tRNA processing
Molecular function (GO): tRNA dihydrouridine synthase activity; flavin adenine dinucleotide binding
Source: RefSeq, a predicted model, not a curated record
AUGAGUGAUAAUAAUGAUGUUAUAGAGCCAGAGGAUAGGGAUGAUGUCAAUGAUGAAGAUAUUGACAAUGAAUGCGAUAUUACAGAUGAUAUAAAUAGGCUUUCAAUCUCUUCAGAGAGACAUGAUCAACAACAACAACAACAACAGUUGUCAAUUGUUGAAAGAGUACAAAGAGGUGACUUUAUGAAGAUUGCUGCUCCAAUGGUUAGAUUCAGUAGGCUACCAUUCAGACUGUUAUGUAAAAGAUGGGGAUGCGACAUUACCUACUCGCCAAUGAUAUUGGCAGAUGCAUUCAACAGGAGUCAAUAUGCAAGAGACUCUGAUUUCACUACCAAUGCUUACGAUGAUGCAUUGAUUGUACAGUUUGCUGCUAAUACAGCUGAGGAGUUGACGGCCGCUGCAGAGAAGGUGGCAAACCAUUGCCAGGGCAUUGAUAUUAAUUGUGGAUGUCCUCAGAAGUGGGUCAUGAAGGAAGGCUAUGGCGCCAACCUAUUGCUCCAUCCACAAAAGAUAACAGACAUGGUAAAACAGACGAGGAAUCGUGUGCCUAUCCCGCUGAGCAUAAAGAUUAGGAUACAGCCUGACUUGAACAAGACGGUGGAGUUGGCACGCCAGGCAGAGGCUGCCGGCGUAUCAUGGUUGGCUGUACAUGGCCGCACUUCACAACAGCGUUCAUCACAUCCAGUCGACUAUGAUGCCAUCAAGUUGGUAAAGGAGAGUGUCUCGAUACCAGUGUUUGCCAAUGGUGAUAUCUUCACAUUGAGGCAAGCAGAGGAGAUAAGAGAUCGUACCGGUGUCAAUGGUGUUAUGUCGGCUCGAGGCAUCCUCUGUAACCCAGCCCUAUUCAAAGGCUACGAUGUGACGCCACCCGAGUGCGUCAAAGACUUCAUGGACAUAUACACAGAGUUUGGUGGACUGCAUCCCAACAUCCUUCACCGUCAUCUAAUGUACAUGCUAUUCUCCGUUCACAACAAGCAUGAGAAACUAGAGUUUAAUCGAUUGAAUACCACAUCAGCUAUAAUGGACUUCUUGUCAGAGAAGUACUUUGAUAACCUCUGA